AUGGCUUCUUCGGCAGCUUUGACAGCUUCCGCUGCAUUGAAAUCUCGAGUUAGGAGGCCAUCUUUGCUCAACAAGCUCGCUCAUCCUCAAGAUUUAAUCCCUUUAUUCCCUAAUGGAGCUUACAUUGGAUGGUCCGGAUUCACGGGUGUGGGAUAUCCUAAGAAGAUUCCAACAAUGCUCGCCGAUCAUGUAGAGAAGAACAGUCUGCAGGGCAAGCUUAAGUACUCCCUCUUUGUAGGUGCUAGUUCUGGAGCGGAGACCGAAAAUCGAUGGGCAGAAUUAAAUAUGAUCGAACGACGAAGUCCUCAUCAAGUCGGAAAAGCUAUUGCAAAAGGUAUCAACAAUGGCAAUAUCAAUUUCUUCGACAAACAUCUGUCCAUGUUCCCUGUCGAUUUGGUCUAUGGAUUCUACACAAAAGACCGCCCGAACAAAAAGCUGGAUGUGGUUAUCGUUGAGGCUACCGCCAUUACUGAAGAUGGUGGCAUUAUUCCCGGAGCUUCAGUUGGAGCGUCACCAGAAUUGAUUCAAAUGGCGGACAAGAUCAUCGUUGAAGUCAACACUUCUAUGCCUUCUUUCGAGGGUCUUCACGAUAUCACCAUGACCGAACUUCCACCAAAGCGAAAACCAUACUUGAUUAUGGCACCAGAGGACCGCAUUGGAACAACCGCCAUUCCUGUUGAUACCGAGAAGAUUGUUGCCAUUGUCGAGUCCGAUUAUCAAGACCAAACCGUACCAAAUGCACCCGAGGAUGCUACCUCUCGUGCCAUCGCUGCUCACUUGAUUGAGUUCCUCGAGCACGAAGUCAAGCACGACCGUCUUCCCAAGAACCUUCUACCAAUUCAGUCCGGUAUCGGAAACAUCGCCAAUGCUGUUAUCGGUGGUCUAGCCGAGUCUAAAUUCCAGAAUCUCAAGGUUUGGACAGAAGUGCUUCAAGAUACCUUCCUUGAUCUUUUUGAUUCUGGACGCUUAGACUUCGCAACUGCGACCUCCAUUCGUUUCUCUCCAGAAGGUUUCAAGCGCUUUUACGAUGGAUGGGAGCAAUACUUCGACAAACUCUUGCUCCGCUCACAGCAGGUUUCCAACUCCCCCGAGAUCAUCAGAAGAUUGGGAGUUAUUGGUAUGAACACACCGGUUGAGGUCGAUAUUUACGCACAUGCAAACAGCACCAAUGUCAUGGGUUCUCGCAUGUUGAACGGUCUUGGCGGCUCAGCUGAUUUCCUCCGUUCUGCCAAGUAUAGUAUCAUGCACACUCCAUCUACCAGACCAUCCAAGACCGAUCCUCACGGUGUUUCUUGCAUUGUCCCUAUGUGCACACACGUUGACCAAACAGAGCACGAUUUGGACGUAGUUGUUACUGAACAGGGUCUAGCUGAUGUUCGAGGAUUGAGUCCAAAAGAGCGAGCUAAGGUCAUCAUUGAGAAAUGCUCACAUCCAGACUACAAGCCAAUUUUGGAGGACUACUACAGGAAGGCUGAGUUCGAAUGCAUGAGGAGAGGAUGGGGUCACGAGCCCCAUUUGUUGUGGAACAGCUUCGAUAUGCACAAGGCAUUCGAUCAAGAGGGAAGUAUGAAGGCACUUAAGACUUGGGGUUAG
Messenger RNA from Sclerotinia sclerotiorum 1980 UF-70, 1593 nucleotides. RefSeq names its product acetyl-CoA hydrolase. The record is from RefSeq and is a predicted model, not a curated record. Gene Ontology annotation, biological process: acetate metabolic process. Gene Ontology annotation, molecular function: acetyl-CoA hydrolase activity; acetate CoA-transferase activity. The transcript is spliced from 2 exons. NCBI's taxonomy places the organism in Eukaryota, Fungi, Ascomycota, Leotiomycetes, Helotiales, Sclerotiniaceae. Gene Ontology annotation, cellular component: mitochondrion. The coding region runs from base 1 to 1593 and encodes 530 amino acids.